CCCUCAAUAGUCAAAGAGAUCGAAGGUGUUAUCACCUCUCUCACCAAAGGCAGCCCGCCUGAGCAAGAAGAGACCCUCUACAACUAUUUCCUAUCCAACGCUUCAUUCUCCCACCCUUUUUGCUAUGUCCCGCCACUCGCCAAGGGCUCGGUUCCCUUUGCCCCGGCCAUUGACUCAGCCUGGCUCAUCUUGGGUAUCUAUCGCUGGUACCGCACCUUGAGCCCCAACAUCGACAUCACCAUUGACUCUGCAGUAUUUGACCAACGAUCUGGGAUUCUGUACGUCUCCAUACGGCAGACUUUCGCUGUGUGGUUUAUUCCCUUCUACAAGGCCCAAGUCAAGCUCGUCUCAGUGCUGCGUCUGACUCAACGCACGUCAUGGGCGCCCGAAGAGACCGUCACGAGGAGAGCCCUCGCCGAGAGCAGGGAGCCCGCGGCUCUUGCCGGUCCCGGCCGCGAAAGAGCCCGUUAUUACAUCUCUAGCCAGGAGGACCUUUACACCAUUAAUGACUGCAUCCGGUUUCUGGUCCCAGGUGUCGGACCGUUGCUGUGGUGUCUUUGGCAACUGUACAGCACGCUGCUCUGCGUUGUAGGGUCUCUGGUCUUCAUGCCCCUCUACCUAGUUUUGAAUAAAAGCAAGGUCAAGGCAAGGUAG
This is a messenger RNA of Clonostachys rhizophaga, 654 nucleotides long. NCBI's taxonomy places the organism in Eukaryota, Fungi, Ascomycota, Sordariomycetes, Hypocreales, Bionectriaceae. The record is from the annotation of a GenBank genome assembly.